Messenger RNA from Lates calcarifer (barramundi perch), 1584 nucleotides. RefSeq names its product zinc finger protein 414 (gene znf414). The coding region runs from base 100 to 1080 and encodes 326 amino acids. The transcript is spliced from 5 exons. The record is from RefSeq and is a predicted model, not a curated record. NCBI's taxonomy places the organism in Eukaryota, Metazoa, Chordata, Actinopteri, Centropomidae.
GACGACGGUUGGUUGUCGCAUUGCAUUCUGGCUUUUGUAGUCCGUUUCUUAUCUCCCUCCAUUGUCAUCGUCCCUGUAGAGCACAAGCUCUCUGCCACGAUGAUGGCCUCAGGCAGCACAGUAGCACCGACAGCUGAAAAUGGAAAUGCAGGAAACAAGAGGACCCCGUGUCCGUUACACGGCUGUAAGCGCGUGUACUCAGAUGUGAGCGCCCUGGACAGCCACAUAAAGGACCAUGAGAUCCCGGCUCAGUCUCUCCCUGGAAAGAUCUUGCUGUGUUCCACGGUCAGCUGUAGUGGUUCCUUCCCCAACAUGCAGAAACUGAUGGAACAUAUGAGGCAUCAUCACAAACCCAACAUGUUCUUCUUGUGUGAAAGCUGUCGCACAAAGUUGCGGUCCUACCGUGGCCUCCUGACUCACCUGCACACCUGUUCCAAGGUGCCACGGGGCAAAACAAAACCUGCUGAACCAACACCCCCUCAGCCUGCCGCCGUCACCAACCCAAAUGUGACCCCUGUGGCCAUGGACCAGAACCCCCCACAGCUGAACUCUGUGUCUACACCCCAGCAACUGCCCUCUCAAAUCCAGAACCAAGAUGGUUCCUUCCCUGCUGCCGUUUCUCAGCCAGACUCCGCUGCCUCCCCUCUCCUCGGCCCCCCCUUCCUAUCUCACCAGGAGAGCUCCCCUCCCCAGCUUGCUCCUCAGCAGCUCGCAGAGGCAGUUCCCCUGCCUUUGCUUAGAAAUGGUGUGUCUAAUCUGCUUCCAUCUCUAAACCUGGAUGGUCCUUUGGCAGCUUCUGAACCCUCUGAUACCCAGACACAGACCAUAUCUCUUGAGCCUGUCCAUCCUGCUCCAGUAUCAGCUCCCCACUCUCCUCCUGGGUCCUCAGCAGUCUGGAAGAAGAAUCAAGGUAUGGCCUGUAACAGACGCAUCCUUUGGGAGCACACUAAAGGGCGCUACACGUGUGUGCAGUGCGGCCACACGGCAACCAACCGCAAGGAGAUGACUCAACACAUAAACACCCAUCACAGCAGUAACAAACCUGCAGAAGAUACAGGGAGCUCUGCAACUAAAACAUAAGCCACUUUCACACAUGCACUGCAAACCUGAAAUUUACCUGUCAGAGCUGUACGUGUGAACACAAAUGUCAGUCAGACUGGACAUUAAUCAGACUUUACCGCACCAGCUCUCUAAUACAAACUUUGUGUGAUGUCUGAUUGAGCUAAUGUGUGAAUUGAACAGGUCACUGUUUGGAGAAUUUACAGAAAGUGAACAAGUGUGUUCAUGACGUUCUCUCUUGCAGCACAGAGUUCUAAACUGAUUAUUUGUCAGUGUUCUUAAACAUUUAAUAUGACUUUGUCUAUUUCCGCAAAGUGCUUCAUGAGUUUUUGCAUAUUACUGUCAUGCACAGACUUUUCAUUACAUAUCAAACUUCAACUCCACGCUGCCCUCUCACGUCUUACUGCAUUACUACUACCACUGUUCUUUUAAUGAUAUGUUGAAGAAUAACUGUCUUUCAUUGUAAUUUGGUGCCUGCUAUAAAUGACAAGCUUAAAAAAAUAAAAUUUUAAUUUGUGUCCCAUA